Selaginella moellendorffii is the source of this 534-nucleotide messenger RNA. RefSeq names its product protein TRIGALACTOSYLDIACYLGLYCEROL 5, chloroplastic-like. The transcript has 4 exons. NCBI's taxonomy places the organism in Eukaryota, Viridiplantae, Streptophyta, Lycopodiopsida, Selaginellales, Selaginellaceae. The record is from RefSeq and is a predicted model, not a curated record. The coding region runs from base 34 to 363 and encodes 109 amino acids.
UCCCAUAGAGAAUUAGGGUUUGUUGUUCUAGCCAUGGUUGUGACUCCAUUCAACGGCGUAGGCGUUGGUUUCGGCGCUGGGAUUGGAUGUGGUUUUGGGAUCGGCUGGGGAUUUGGAGGCGCUUCGAUUCAAACCCUCGGCCUUGGAAUCGGUGGAGGCUGCGGCGUUGGUGUAGGACUUGGCUGGGGGCUGGGCGGCGCUUACGGCACUCGCUACUUUGACUCCAAGCUGAAAUUCGAAGGUGUGGAAUUCGAGCAGCCAAGGAAGAAAAAGAUCUGGUGGCUUCAUCUGUUCGACCGAGGAAACAAGAGACGCGAGCUCAUCGCUGACGACAGUGGUGAUGACGAGGAAGACUCAGCGUGAUCUCGGGUAUAGAAAACUUUUCCUCUCGGCUCUAACUUUAGAUGCUAGUUAUCUCAGAGAACUUCCCGGUAGCAAAAUCUAUUGUCUAGUCCACGAGCUUAGCCGAGAGUGAUCAACUAUGCGUACGCUCUUGUUCUUGUUAAUGAGGAUCAUAUCGUUGAAUUUCGCGUC